This is a messenger RNA of Neltuma alba, 2080 nucleotides long. Its product is annotated as DELLA protein RGL1-like. The record is from RefSeq and is a predicted model, not a curated record. The coding region runs from base 157 to 1779 and encodes 540 amino acids. NCBI's taxonomy places the organism in Eukaryota, Viridiplantae, Streptophyta, Magnoliopsida, Fabales, Fabaceae. The transcript is spliced from 2 exons.
UUUUUCUUAGCAAGGCACUGACCACAGCUCGCACCUGAAGUUCAAAACUUAUUAAAGAAUUGGACGUUGUGUUUGAUGCAGAGGCAGUGCCUUCUGAGUAUUUAUUUCAGAGGAUUAGCCUUGCUUAGCUGGCGUCUUCAGGCACUUUAAUCUGCAAUGGAAGAUGUGAACAUCUGGCUAUCCUUCUCCAUGAAUGAGAAUCUCAACCAUGAUUUCGCCAUUCGAAGGUUCUGUCCUGCGAGAAUAGAGCAAGAACGAGGAGAUCAGAGCCAAGAUCAUCAAGAAGCACCACCAACAGCACCUGAUGAAACCGAGCUGUCUUCUUCUGAUGCUGCCACCAUAAGCACUCCAUGUCUCGCUUCUUCAGAUGUCGAUGAAUUUGUUGAUAGCUUCAUCAACACCGACCAGUAUGACGAUAAUGAGUAUGCCAAUGAAGACGAUCAAGAACCUCAAGAGAACGAUCAUCAUAAUCAAACUUAUGAUCACAUCAUGAUGAAUAAUGAAGAUGAGGUUGAUCCAUUCUAUAUGAUGAAUGAAGAAGCUUACGGGUAUGUUCCAAUCACAAUGCAGGAAGAAGAAAUGGAGAAGGAGGGGUCCUUUGGUGCAGAAGAGAUGAGCCUUGGUAUGGACAAGGGGCUAGAUUUGGUUCAUAUGCUAUUGGCUUGUGCUGAGGCUGUGAGUUGCAAAGACACUGAGCAGGCAAACUUGCUGCUCAGAAAAAUUUGGACUUUGGCUAGUCCCUGGGGUGACUCAUUACAGAGAGUCGCCUAUUGUUUUGCAGAAGGAUUGAAGUGUAGAUUGUCAUUUCUUCCUCACAAUGUAUCUGCAAAUAAUACAGUAAAAAACGGUACUACUAUAAAUGCCCCUUCGGUAACAAGGGAGAUGAAGUUGGAAGCUUUUCAUCUCCUUUACCAAACUACACCAUGUAUUGCCUUUGGCUACAUGGCUGCAAAUGAAGCUAUAUGCCAAGCAUCACAAGGGAAAAACUCUUUACACAUAAUUGAUCUUGGAAUGGAACAUGCCCUUCAAUGGUCUUCCUUGAUAAGGGCUCUUGCCUCAAGGCCUGAGGGCGCUCCAAGGCUCCGGAUCACAGGGUUAAUCAACUAUGAUGAUGAUGAACUGAAACUUCAAUCAAGCAUGAGUUUGCUUGUGGAGGAAGCAAGUUCCUUUGGAAUAGCACUGGAGUUCCACAUAAUACCAGAGCCAGCAACCCCGUCUCUUCUAACUAAGGAGAAGCUGAACUUGAGAGAAGGAGAAGCCUUGUUUAUUAAUAGCAUCCUGCGCUUGCACAAGUAUGUUAAAGAAAGUAGGGGCUAUCUCAAGGCAAUUCUGCAAUCAAUCAAGAAGUUAAAUCCUGCUGCACUUACUGUUGUAGAGCAAGAUUCAAACCACAAUGGGCCUUUCUUUCUAGGGAGGUUUCUAGAAUCAUUACACUACUACUCUGCCAUUUUUGAUUCACUUGAGGCAAGCAUGCCGAGAAAUAGCCAGCCGAGGUCAAAAAUCGAAAGGUUGUAUUUUGCAGAAGAGAUUCGCAAUAUUGUAGCUUAUGAAGGCCUUAAUAGGAUGGAAAGGCAUGAAAGUGCAGAUCGAUGGCGAAGGCAAUUGGGACGAGCAGGGUUUCAAGUCAUGGCAUUGAAGUGCACAAGUCAAGCUAGAAUGAUGCUCUCUGUUUAUGAUUGUGAUGGAUAUACAUUGUCCAGUGAGAAGGGUUGCCUUCUGCUUGGGUGGAGAGGAAGGUCAAUAAUGAUGGCUUCUGCUUGGCGAGUAGCAGCCCUAUAAUCCAUUCUUGAGAAAUUCUUUGAAAAUCGGAAGAGUAACGCAACCAUUUCAGGCUUGUGAUUUUCAUGAGAUCUAUAUGAUAUAUUUACGUGUUAUUAAUUAUUAGCUUGAUCUAUUUAUCUUUUUAUAUGGAAAUAGGAAAAGAAGGACACAGCAGAAUGAUCGUGUCCUUGUUUAUAACCAUUAUUGUCUCUGCAAUAUAAGACUAGAAUAAAGUCAAAAUUAUGUUCUACCUCGUCAUGAAUCUUUUCACACCUUAAAAAGGUUAAAUUUUGUAAGAAAUGUAAGAGCUAGUUAUUUA